CUCGUCGAAGGGAACCGAGUCGAAGGAGCGAGUCGCUCGCGAAUUUGCGUAAACUUUGCAACAUGGCGGCGGACCACAUCGGCGAGUUGGCGAGCAUGGAGGACUCCAGCCGAAGCGCCCGACCGGCUCUCUGCCGCGGCAAGCACUCCCUGCUGGUCAUCGUCGGGCAGCCCGGUCCCGCUGGAUUUGUGGACCUGCUGGUGUCGGAGAUCGAAAGAGGUAUUCGCUCCUGGAACGUCGACUUGACCGCCUGCGACAUUGAUGAACAGCUCAAGCUUUUUAUUUCAAGACACUCUGCUUUCUUCUCCGAAGACCUCAAAGGCCAGAAGACCCUGCAGCACAACGGGGAUGUGCUUGAGACCCAGGUGAUAGUGAACCCAUCUCAUGAUUUGGUUUGUUCGGAGGUCCGUCGGCUUAUUUCUGAUACGUCUCUUCACAAGCUGCUAAUUCUUGCUGGGCGAUGUGUUGAAGAGACUGGAGACCUUGUGUUACAAACAGGGUCUUUUUCACUAAAUGACUUUAUCCAGAUAUUUACAGAUGAAGAGAUCGGAGAUCUUUUGAGCUCUGCAGACCCUACUCAGAAAGCCAGCCUAACUCUGAGCUGUCCUGAAUCUGGAAUGUGGAAAAAUUCUCAGUUAGAAAAGCAUAAUUUGCAAGAUUAUAUAGAAAUUAAAACCAACCCUCCAUUAUUGCUCCCAGAGAUGGAGGGCCUUCAGGAGUUUACAGAGUAUCUGUCAGAGUCUCUUGAACCACUGUCACCUUUUGAUUUACUUGAGCCACCCAGUACGGUUGGCUUCCUAAAACUGUCCCGUCCCUGCUGCUAUGUGUUUCCAGGAGGAAGAGGUGACUGUGCCUUUUUUGCUGUGAAUGGUUUUAACGUCUUAGUCAAUGGGGGGUCUGAUUCUCGAUCCUGUUUUUGGAAACUGGUGAGACAUCUAGACCGAGUUGACUCAGUAUUGCUUACCCAUGUUGGAGUGGAUAAUCUACCUGGUAUAAACAGCCUCCUUAACAGAAAAGUGGCUGAACACGAAGAAGAGUCUGCUGGAUCACAGAGCAAUGAAGACUGGCAGAGGAAUCUGAUAUCUCCAGAAAUAGGGGUUGUAUUUUUCAAUGCCUCAGAAAGACUCAAAAAAUUGCAAAGUGACUCUAGGGUCCUUCGAACUUGUGAUCAGGCUUCUCUAACAUUACAGCAUUUAGAAAGGUUGUCAAUUUUCCCAGAACAGAUCAGUCGCUCUGCUGGGCCAACUGUUGAACCGGUAAUUCUUUUCCAAAAGAUGGGUGUAGGUCGACUAGAUCUUUAUGUUCUCAAUCCAGUCAAAGGUAGCAAAGAACUUGAAACGUUCUUGCAAACUUGGCCUGGCAGCACUCCAAAUAUAAAAACCCCUGAAAUCCCAUUAGAGUGCAUGGUGUCCAUAUGUGCACUGUUGGUAUGGCAUCCAGCUAAUCCUCGAGAGAAGAUUGUUCGAGUUCUGUUUCCUGGGUGCACUCCAGAAUCCAAGAUCUUUGAAGGUUUAGAAAGACUAAAGCAUCUAGAGUUCCUCAAACACCCAGUAGUUAGUUUGAAAGACCUUGAGGUAUCAAAAUUGGACAAACAGCCAAAGCAUGCCGGGAGCAAGGAAAGCCUUAAGAGUAUUUCCAAAGAAUCUCGACCUGGUAGUGCCUCACUCAAAGACAAAGUAAGCAAAGUAGAUUUGAAAAAGCUAGACACUAAAACAAAGACUAAACCCGCUAAUGACACUGUUCCAAAAGAAGGAAAAGAGAGUGAGGAAAAAGCAAAGCCAAAAGAUGAUGUGAAACAAAGAACUAAGCCUGAAAAGCAAGUCUCUAAGAAAGAACCUGCUAAAGAUGAGAAAAAGGAAGUUAGAAAGAAAGAGGAAAGACCACCUCCAAGUAUGGCAAAGAAAGAUGAGAAUGUUGAGAAAAAGAAAGAACCCUUAAAAAAAGAUCUUGGUGCAAAGCCCAAGAAAGAUAUUAAGCCCGAGCUGAAAAAGGAGAUCAAGAAAGAGGUCAAACCAGAAGACAAAAAAACUACCAAAAGUCUGGUCAAAGAUGUUAAGAAAGCAGCUGGAAAUUUGCCAGGUAAUGCAGAGUCUAGAAAGUCAAUGGGUAAGAAUGGCUCGCUAAAGAAAGACUUGAUCGUCCAUAAAAAGGAUUCUUUAACCAAAGGGAAGUCAAAGCCAGACAAAAAGGAGCCUGACAGUCUGAAAGUCUCAAGUGCAGAGCGGUCAAAGACAUCUACACCUGAGGACAUUACUGCUCAGAUGGAAAAGUUGGUUAUUGAGAAUGAACAUGGGCCAUUGCAGGAUGUUGAAGGCAACCCUUUGAGCUCAAGAACUGAAUGUGCUUCUGGCAACAAUGGCAAGCAGGUAAAUGGAUCUACAACAGGUGCUGAUGAAAGUCCAGAGAAGUUUCGCAGUAUGGAUGGAGCACCUAGCGCGAACAGUGCUCUUGGACUUCCCUCCCCACUUACAAAGACUCCAAAGAGUGAGAAAAGUGUUAAUUUUGAUAUCACGCCAACAGAGCUUGAUGGAUGCCUCAAAGACGAUGUAUGUACAAGCUCAGAUGAAAAAACCCUUGAGUUAGUUUCCCCCACACAUUCUGGAAAGAACAGUUCAGGGCAUUGCCCACAAUCUCCUGACAGUUCUUCUCAGGUCUCUGGGGAAAAUUGCAAAGUAGGUCUCAGGAACACUGGUCUUGGUUUUGAAGACAUUCAGCAAGUCUGCAAGAACCCAAUGGCAAGUUGUUCAAAAAGUAAUAUAGAAAAUAGCUCCAUAUCAUCACAAGAUAGACAAUCAAGCUUUCUCUCCUCGACCUCUCUUAAAGAUACUCUUCCUGAUGGCUCUCCCAGCAUCACUUCCUUUCCUGCGGAAGUUGGCUCUCCACACUCCACUGAAGUAGAUGAUUCCUUAUCAGUUUCCUUUGAACAAGUGCCUGUUUGUCAUUCACAAGAAGAGAUGGGAAGCUUAGCCUAUACUAAUGGACAUUUACCAGACCGUGACCCCAAAACAGAUAUGUCUUUACCUUUAAAAACAUCUCAUAAUAGUCACCACACAUAUGACGAAUCUGAGAAUCACCUGUUUGGACCGCAGAUUGACAUCCUUCCACAUGAUGUUGAUUUAUGUUUGGUUUCACCUUGUGAGUUUAAGCAUCACAAAUCUCCAGAAAACCAACAGGGACUGUCCUCGGAGGUCGCUGCCUCUAGUCCUGACCUCUCUGUGGAGCCUGGUAGACUGCCCCACCAAUGCAGCAAUAGCGAUCAUCAGUCUCUGGAAGGUCAGGAGACAACGUCUUCUGUCAGUGUCUCUCUCGUUUCGGUUUCUGAUUCUGAUGUGCCACCAGCCACAGAAGAAUGCCCCUCCAUUACGGAAGACUUGGACUCUGAUAGUGACAUCUUUCCACCCAACCACCCUCACGACCAUCCUAGCAGUCAUUCGGUACACAACAAUUCCCAGCAUGUCUCUGAAGACCCUCCACCUGCCCCAAUGAAGGACUUACCACCACUGCCACCCCAGCCCGGUGCCUGCAUGGCUGACCCAGAGGCUGAUGGUCAGGGUAGGUCCAAGAAUGUGACAUCAAAGACCAAAAAAACAGCUCCUGUGUCCACAAGGACUGCAUCUGCAAACAUCGUAACACAGAGUGGGAAGACAAAGACUGGUGCUCCGGUGUCUGCCAGUGGAACUAUUCGGCCAACUUCCAGUAUGGACACCAGGCCUGCAUCCCGCAAUGCUGUCAGCGGAUCUAGAGCAGUGCCUUCAAAGUCCUUAUCUGGUUCUGUCGGUGCAAAUUCAAGUUCAGUACCCAUUUGUUUGGAUUUGGCAUAUUUGCCCUCUGGCUCAGCAGCUUCCACAGUCGAUGUGGAGUUUUUCCGGCGCCUCCGCUCGUCCUGCUAUAUAAUUAGUGGAGAUGAGCCGCACAAGGAAACAGUCAUGAGAUCUAUUCUCGACUCUCUUUUAGAGGGCAAAGCGUCUUGGCCGGAUGUUCAGGUGACUCUAAUCCCCACGUUUGAUUCGCUGACUAUGCACAGCUGGUACCAGGAGACCCACGAGCGGCAGAAAGAUCUAGCGAUCACCGUCCUUGGUAGCAACAGCACCGUGGCCAUGCAGGACGAGACCUUCCCAGCAUGCAAAGUGGAGUUUUAAAGACACCCGAAGAACCACGCCCCCUGCCUGUCACUAGAGCACUUCUGUUCACUUUCAAAAUGUUGUCUCUCGGUAUCCCACGUUUUAUCUUGAGCAGCAGUUCCGUUCAUCAGGAAUGACUUAUCUGUAAUCUUAACACAUCGAUAUUAUUAAAUGUUAGGAUUCUGUGCGAAAGAGAGUAGACGAUGUUGCCAUUUCUUUUCUUUAUGGCUAUUUUUAGCGGUUUUAAAUGUUGCGCCAUUGUUAUUUUAUUAAGUGCAUCUUGUUGGUUAUCUAGCAUGUUGGCCACGUUUCAUGUGAACAGUUUAACCAUAUCUUUAUUACAUUUUGCACAGUUUAGAUGCCCCUUGGAUAACUAUGGCAGAGUCAGACAUGCAGGUUAACAUCUGAUAUGUUUGUAAACAGCAAAUGUAUUCAGUGCAACCUUUAUCAAGUAUGUUUUCUUUUAGGUAGAAAAUGAGGGCAAUUAAAAUGUUUUGUUUACCAUAAUUGCACCACCCUUGUCACAGACACUGAUCGUCUAGAUAGACUUCUCUAAUACAGCAAUUUUUACCAAUGCAUUUCCAGAUUAAAACAUUCGGUGGAAAGUGUGGUUUCACAACAUUUUAAUGCGUCAGACGAUUUUGUGUGAACACUAUGUAGCAAAGUAUUUUUUGUGAAGCAUAUAUGAAAAUAUAUGUAGAGAAAGCCAAGAAACUUUUUAAUUCUGCAUUUAUUAAGAGUGAAGAAUAUUACAGUCUUUGCCUUUUCUUUUUGUCCCACUUGGCUUCUUUUGGUAGAGACAUAUUAUGUGUACAAAGCUGAAUGCCUUAAUGUUCUUGCCAUCAUCAACAAACACUAAAGCAACCAACAUUCAUGACGCUUAAUUGGAGUUAUGAAUGCUUUAUGCUGAUCACCUCGCUUCUCUGAUUUUUAUUGAAUGUCAUUUAGACAAGCUCAACCAAAUGUGUACGCUGUCACAGCAAUGGCUGCUAUACUUUCUGAAAAAUCAAAUGUUUAAUCACGAUCACGUGGAGACAUCACCAUAAAAACAUUUUCUUAUUUGUUUGGACUUUAUAAAGCCGUUAAUGCUUUGCGUUUUCAAUUGCACUUUUAUUUUAUUUUUUUUCACGAGCCGACAAAAUUAUUUCUUGAGGUACAAGUGCUGUUUAAGUUUUUUUUUUUUUUUAUAUAAAGAGAAACCAGCCAAAAAUAAAAUAUCACCGCAGAUGUGUUAAAUGUCACUAACCGGCUUAAAUGUUUCAGUACUGAAUUCCAAAAUGUAAGCUUAUUUUCAAAUGUUGAAUAAAAUUGAUAAAUUAAGA
Puntigrus tetrazona (Sumatra barb) is the source of this 5443-nucleotide messenger RNA. It is a transcript of the gene map1sa, whose product is annotated as microtubule-associated protein 1Sa. NCBI's taxonomy places the organism in Eukaryota, Metazoa, Chordata, Actinopteri, Cypriniformes, Cyprinidae. The transcript is spliced from 7 exons. Gene Ontology annotation, cellular component: neuronal cell body; microtubule associated complex; microtubule. Gene Ontology annotation, biological process: regulation of microtubule depolymerization; axonogenesis; dendrite development. The record is from RefSeq and is a predicted model, not a curated record. Gene Ontology annotation, molecular function: actin binding; microtubule binding. The coding region runs from base 63 to 4139 and encodes 1358 amino acids.